This is a messenger RNA of Rotaria sp. Silwood2, 411 nucleotides long. Lineage: Eukaryota; Metazoa; Rotifera; Eurotatoria; Philodinida; Philodinidae. The record is from the annotation of a GenBank genome assembly.
AUGACAACAAAAACAACCAUUACCUUAUCACCAAUAAAACGUUGUUAUACGUCACCUAAUUUACAAAAACGUUGUAUUACAUCAAUUGUUACACAUUGUAAAUAUCAAACAAAUUUAUCUUUACCUAUACCAAAUAUGAUUUCUUUACCAUCGCCAACAACGACAAUUACUGUUAGUUGUGAACGAAAAAAUUUAUCAACAAAUAAUUUACCUGAUCUUGUCAAUGAUAUAUUAAUUGAAGAACAACAACGAGAAACUAUUAAAAAUAUUGCAAUUACAUUAAGAAAAAUUAGUGAUCAAAUCGAUGAACAAAUUCAAAUUAACAACAGUUUAUCUUCGAAUCACAUAUUUGCCCAGCGAACCAUCACAUUUAUUCAUUGUUUAUCACAUAUUCUUCGUUUUUUCUUAUAA